AUAAACAAUAUGGCGUCAAAACAAGAAACGCUAUAUCCUGUCUUUAUUUGUUAGGUAUAGUUUAAAGUCACAUGAACUGGAAACACAAUUUUAGAAACAAAAAAUAAUUUAAAAAUUAACAUGGUUUUGUUUGAGAACGUCUUUUUAGGUCAAAGGGUUGAGGUGCGAUGGAACGAUGACAUUUACCAGGGGACGAUACGAUUUAAAGGAACGAUAGCAACCAAAAAAGGAGAGUGGGUUGGUGUGGCCUUGGAUAUCCCAGGUAAAUUGUGAAAAAAUAUGAUAUUUUUAAAGAUAAAUAUCAAAGAUUACAUUUUAAUUCGAUUAAUUAACAGUUAGUUGUCAACCCCUUUAUUAAAUUAGGCACCAUCUAUAAAUAAAAUCACACAAAUUUUGCAGAUUCCCCCCCCCCCCCAUUUUUUCCCCACACCCAUAUCAUUACAAAAAGUUAGCCACACCCUCAAUUAUAAGUCACAAACCUUUGCACCCCUCUUUCAAAAAAUUCCCCUCUCCAUUACUGUCAUAAUAAACCCUUUUUUUAAAAAAAAAUCACGGAUAUUAGGCUUUGCAACUGUGUCAAAAACAUUUCCCUAGAACAGUUGCUCUUAUUCAGUUAAUCAGGAUUAAAAGCACCCGUGAGGUGAAGAUGAACCAGAGAAUUUAUUUACUGCAAUUGCUAGUUCUUGCUGCCUUAAAAUAAAUAAUUUUUCUGCAAUUUUAUUAGCAGCAAUACAUAUUUUGAAUUUUGUUUGCACAUUACGUGCAUUGGUAAUUUUGUUAUUGUUCUAGAAAGUUACAUGAAGAAAUAAGACUACAAUAACUCAUUUAUUUAAUUAUUUUCAUUUUUUAAAUUUUUUGACAAUAUAAUGUAUUCUGGGGGAGGGGAAGUUCGCAUGAAAGGUUUUAAAAUUGAGAGGGGGAUACAGCGUUGCAAACAGGUUAAGAAUACAUGUGCUAGAACAUUUAAUGAUUUACUAAGAUCACACUUCCCUCCAAAUCAAAAUAUUUUAAAUCCAUGAGACGUCACAUUGUAGCCUUAAUUCUAUGACUCCUCUGCAUUUUAACAUAAAUUCUCAAAACUGUCGCUUCACCCUGAGUCUCCUCAGUGACAGCCUGUAACUUGAUUAGAGGCCAUUUUUCAGACCUGACAUACCUGCAUUGAUUCUGUCAGUGAUUGUAGUUUAAAAAUAUAAUCAUUAUAAAUGUAUACAAGAAUAAUGUUAAACUUGUAUACAAUUAAGUGUUAUUGAGUGCAUUUUUUUCAAUAAUGUUGCACUUUUAAUGUGAUUAGCACUGUUUAAACCCCACUCCCCAUCAUCACACAUCAUCACAAAAAUGUGACCCCCCCUCCCCAUUAGACAUGUGACGUCAUUUAUGAAUGGCCCCAUAUUAGUUAUUGCUAUCAUGAAUCUAUAUUAAUAUUAUAACGUCUUAGUCUUCUUAUAAUAGUAAAGUAAAAAUUAAAUGUGAAAAAUCUAUGUAUUUUUCAAAGAAAAGUGUAUUGUCAUAACUAAUAUUAUUAACUUUCUACAUUCAAACAUAGAAUUUAUAGAUGAGUAUGGGCCUGUGGAUCAUCAAUAAAUGAUAUAACACUAUUGUGGCCAACUUUGACACCUCCCCCCCCCCCAUCUCAUCAUAACGCAUUUAUCACAAAAGUUAUACACGUACACCAUCACACCCAGCCAAAAAAAAAAAUGAGGUUAAUUAGAGGAAAGAAAAUUCACCCAUUUUUAUUUCCUAUGAUUAUUGUGAUAUUAACAUAAUCAAGUUAAAAAUAAAAAUAACAAUAACAUUUAAAGAAUUUUUUCAGAUUUGUUUACUUUUUAAGUAGAACCUCAGCUCCUUGGCAUAAUUACAUCUUGCUGUAAAAGUUUCAGAGAACAUAUCUUAAAAGUAACCUAAUGUUUCAGAUGGUGACACAAAUGGGAUGCUGUUUGGUCGCAGAUACUUUCAGUGUCCCCCUAACCAUGGCAUAUUUGUUAGAGCUGACAGAAUUCGAUUUAUUCCAAGCAUUAGAUGGUAGGACUUUCAUUUCAAUCUUACUUUUAAAUAUCCAGUAAAUGAGGAAAGUGUAUAUUUAAACAAAUAUUUUUGAAAGAGUAUGAUGAGAUAUAAUAUACACUUUACACAUUGAUGUAGCUAAAUAAAACAAAUUUUGAAAUAUCAACUACCAAAUUUUUAAAAAAGAUGAUGAAAUUUAUUUAAAUAAAUACCAUGGUUCAGUUUUGAGCAGUGCAUCUAUAAUUUUAUUUUAUUUUUUAAAAACAUUUUUAUAAAUUAUAUAUGAAUGUUAAUUGAAUGUGCACUAUAUUAUGAUUUAUUUAAAAAAAAUUCUUAAUAUAUGAGACUUUAGGCAUGUUAAAUAUAUUAUAUUUUAAUAAUGAUGUAAUUGGCCUAUGACAACAAGGUAUGGGGCACUUUCAACUGCCUGUUUUAGUUGAAUUUGUUGCCUUCAAUAAAAUUUGAUAUAAUUCCCUCAAGUUUCUGUAAUAAAAUUAAUUGUCUAUAAAUGUCAAGCUAUUAUACAAUUUCAGUUUGUACGACAAAUAUCACAAAGUUUCCAACAAAUCCAACGUAGAUGACUUUCUCUUUGAUACACCAAGUAAGUAGAACAAAUGACUGAAAUUCCAGAUCUACACAUCCCGUUACUGAAUAUAUUUAGCUGAUGAGACAAUAAAGUUUUUUCCCUAAGUUACCAAGUCAAUCAGCUGUAUUCUUUAAUUUCAUUCAAGGGCCACCUAUAAAGAAUGGCCCUUACGAUCCCAUCAAUCUCUCAGUGUAUGAUCUUCAAAGAGCCAAAAGUUCUCUUGGAGGUAGGAAGAGUUUGUUUUGUGUCAUUUGUAGAAAUAUAAUUUGAUAGUUGCAUGACACUGAAAUAUCCUCUUUGGAGAACCAAGAAAUACUGUAUUUGUAAAACAAAAUGACCUAUUCUUAUGGUAAGACAUAAAACUGAUCAUGGUUUUAGAACAUGGAAAGAUCUUAAUUGUAAGACAUUAAAUUAUUCUAGAUCUAGUAAUAAUAAAUGGUUGCAAAGAAAAAUAUUUAGAGUUAAAGUGUUAUUGAAAUUAAAUUAACAUUCUUUUCAAAGAUUAUGUCUCGGAAUCAAUUUGGGAGAAGCCGAAAUAUUACAGUCUGAGACAUUCAGUUGGAAAUCUGAUACCAGCUGCAACCAUGCUGAGGGGGCAAAAAGGACUCACGCCAUUUAGGUAAAAUUAUUCAUUUGUUGUUUAGAGUUUACACCUAGAGGCAUUUGCAUAACUUUGAGUCUGUGAAGUUAAUGUUGAAUGUGGCAAAAUUAUGUGAGCCUGUAGCCAUGCAGGAAAAUUGCAGACACGAAUGUACACUUUUUUUCUCUCUUAAUUAAAAAAUCAAAACAAAUCUAUUUGAAUUUUUAACACAAUGCAAUAAAAGUAUAAGAAUUCUGUCUGGAGACAGUUACCAAAGCUUGAAGAACAUUUUAAAAUCAGUGUUAUAAUUAGCCAGUUUUUAAUUACUUCAGCUUUUUAUAAGGCUGAAUAUAAAAGUGGCAAAGUAAUAAAUAACAUAAAAGGCUAAUUAAAAAAAAAAAUUGUUGUAAGUUAAAGUAUUGAAAUAAGAAAUGUCCCCACAACUCCAGAUAUUCUUCAAGUCCACUUCAUGUAGAUUACUGGAAGGAUGACGACUUUGAGCGCAAGCCUUCAAUACCCAAGACACACAUGCCCCACUCUGCCUUGAUACAGCAGGUAAGGAUUUCCAUACUAGAUAAACCAUGUGUACCUUUCAGUAUUGUAGCUGUUGAUGUGAUCCACAUAGAAAAAAAGUACUUAAGUCCAUUAGAAUUGUUUUGAGUAAAAUGAGAUGAACACUUUCGUGUUACCAUUUAAAAUAACUUACUUUUGUAUCUGUGGUUUAAAUAUGAUAUUCGGUGCAGGGCAAGUAGGUAAAUAUCAGUCUGUUCUUAAAACAUAUUUGUCACUACUUUAUUCCACUAGGCCCUUUAAUUUAUGUAUUGAAUAACCUAAAAGUAAUCCAUACAAUUGAAAAACAAUGUCUUUGUUGCAGGUGAGACGCGGCUGGGAGGGGGCUCACUAUGUAAGGGAGAUGACUGUUCCAACAGGCAAAGACAAAAUGAAAAUGUCCCAGUGGAAUGAUAUAUCAGCUUAAACUAGAAGCAGGCUUGAGCCAACACUACAAGUGUUAAGCUUUUUGUUACUUUAGAAUAUCAGUGUCUCCUGCUGGGAUCAAAUUUGUUAAAGUGAUUUUUUGUUGUUGUUUGGGAGAACAAAGUCAUAGAUAGAAAUUACUAGUUUAAAUAAGUGAAUUCCAAGUUUCCUUUGAUAAAGUCAUGGUCUUAGGUUUAAAUUAUGUCCAUCCAAUGACAGUUUUGACUCAACUCUACAACAGGUCUAGAAAUGCUUGCAAGAACCUAAUUAUAGCAAUGGUGGAGAAAGCACCAAACUUUUAGGGGGGAAAAUGUCAAUGGAUCAUCUUAAUAUUUCUGGUUAGUGCCCCCCCCCCCCCGACCCCCCUUUUUCUGAUUGUUAGGUUUAACACAAAGUAUUGUUUACCUACUAUAGCACUAUCACAACUUUGUUGUUAAUCAAGAAUAAGCAUGCGAUCAUUUGCUAAGAAAUACUUUUCUUUAUUGGUCCAGUUGUAUUUUUGUCUGAAAAUUUAUUUGAGCAACUUUUAAUUCAAGUUAAAAUUCAUUUUUUGCAAUACUUUAAUUUAAAAAAAAAACAAGUUUAUUGCUGAUGAAAAAAAUUAUUGUUUAUUGCUAUUAUAAUAUGUUACAAACUUAAUGUUAAUGCACUGUGUUAUAAUAUCAGUCACUGUUACCUUGCAAACGCUGUGAUAUCUUUUGGCACAUUUGCAAUUUUUAUUUCUCAUGGAUAAAAUUAUUGAUGUCUUUAUAAAAAGAGCUUUUUUUAAAAUUUGUGUGUUAAAUUAUUCAACUUUGUUGUUUAUUGAAAUGAUUUUUUUUUUUUUUAAAAAGUUAAACUUUAAAUCUAAGAACAAAACAAAAUAAAAAACAAAUAAAGAGAAAAGAGUAAUGUUAUAAAAUAUAGAUAAUAGAUAAAUCCAAGCUCAAUAAAUCAUACUGUCUAUGUUAUUUUAUUUUAGCAACUUUCAAAGACCAGGGAAAAAUAAGGAUUAUUUUUUUCAUUUUCAGUCAAAGAUUAACUUAUUUUAGUAGUGGUCAAACAUCAGUAAAAAAAUAUUUAGUGGUCAGACACCAGUAGUUGUAGUGGUCAAACAGCACUAGUUUCCUGUUUGGGUACAUCAAACGCUACCUCUAUGACAGAAUUGAGCUUCCCUUUAUCUUCAUCCCUGUACAAACAAACAAACAUAAUUGUCAUGUAUCUCAUCUGUUGCAUUAACACCAGAGUUUUAUCAAGUCUGACCACUUAAGACAUGACUUAAUCUGUCCCUUUAACACCACAGUGCAAUCAAGUCUGACCGCUUAAGACAUAAGACUUAACAUGCCUGACAUUGUGAUGUCAUUUUAUAAAAGUUCAUUUGUAUAUUUAACUCUUUGAAAAAAUAUCUUACUUAUACUACUCUUGAAACCCAAGGCUGUUAGUUAUCAACCUCUGCUUAGAACAGUCAACCCUGAUGACAUCUGUCUCAAUCAUAUCUGUACCACACAGUUGACACCAAUCAUUCUAAAUUGUUAAGUUAACACUAAGAAUUUGGCUCAGGCAAAUCAAUCACUGGUACUCACUGAACUGACCAAUCAUUUGUACUUACUGAGCUGACCAAUCACUGCUUCAUACUGAAUCGAACAAUCAUUUGUACUUACUGAAGUGACCAAUCGCUGGUACUUACUGAACUGAAAGAAUGGCAAACUCAUCAAUGUACUCCUCUGCCCGCCCUGCCAUACCGAAGUGAAAGUGGGGACACAAGAGAUACAGUGUGAGAACCCUGACCAGUGGACAAACGUAGACCAACAGCUCCAGGCAUACAGUGACCAUCAAGUUUUGUGACUGGGAGAUUAAGAAAACUUCACAUGAGUAUAUAAUCAUGUCAGAAUUCUAUCAUAAUCAGGACAUUAAAAUCCUGUAUUUUAUACACUCGGUAAUGUUCUUUAUUUCAUAAAUGUAUUUUAUUUUAAUGUCAUGAUUAUGUCUCUUUUGAUACAAUUUUUAUGUACAGCGCGGUGAGCCCAGCCCUAGGCUAGGGUAUCACGCUAUAUAAGACCUCUUAUUAUUAUUAUUUAUUAUUAUUAUUAGUAGUAAUGUAGAUUCAUUUAGAAUAUCAAUAGGCCAAAAAAUACCCUAACAAUUUUCACUAGCACUUCAAUCUUAACACAAUGAUUGUUAGAACUUGAAUGUUACCCCCAAUGAUUUUUAGCACUUCAGUCUUACCCGGAUGACUGCACUGAUAGCACUUCGAUAUUACCCCAAUGAUUGACGGCGCUUCAAUCUUACCCCUACGAUUGCAGGCACCAGGAAGAUGACGUUGAAUGUUGAUAUGCCAGUAAAUAAAAUCAGGAGCUCUAAA
Lymnaea stagnalis (great pond snail) is the source of this 6483-nucleotide messenger RNA. Lineage: Eukaryota; Metazoa; Mollusca; Gastropoda; Lymnaeidae. The record is from the annotation of a GenBank genome assembly.